Messenger RNA from Mytilus californianus (California mussel), 1144 nucleotides. Its product is annotated as 1-aminocyclopropane-1-carboxylate oxidase-like. Bases 1 to 993 code for a protein of 330 amino acids. The transcript has a single exon. Gene Ontology annotation, molecular function: dioxygenase activity. NCBI's taxonomy places the organism in Eukaryota, Metazoa, Mollusca, Bivalvia, Mytilida, Mytilidae. The record is from RefSeq and is a predicted model, not a curated record.
AUGUCGGAGCUUCCGAUACCGGUGAUAGAUUUAUCUAGGGCCAAGACGGACCGGAUACAACUAGCGAAAGAAGUCGUUCACGCCCUUGAGAACAUAGGAUUUUUAUACAUUGAUAACGUAAAAGGUAUUGAUUUUGAUAAGUUAUUCAAAAUAUGUCAGUGGUUCUUCGGGUUGCCAAUGGAAACAAAAAUGGAGUUAACAAGAAAAAACUUUAAAUCUGAAAACCACAACCUUUAUCGAGGAUAUUUUCCUGUGGUAGAGGGCGAACCAAGCCGGAAGGAGGGAUUUGAAUUCGCUCGAGAUGUUCCUGUAGACGAUAAAACUGUUUCGCCGAACAACUGGAUGUAUGAAAAAUCAGUUUGGCCAGAAGAAAACGGCACCGUUGCUUUUAAGGAAUUCUUACAAAAUAUGUAUGAAAUAGUUCACGAAACAUCACAGGAAAUACUACGACUGGCUGCACUUGGAUUGGGGAUAGAAGAAAACUCAUUCGAACAUUUAUUUUCUGAUAAACCAUGUUCAACCUUCCGUAUAAUGCAUUACCCUCCAUGGGAAGGGAAACCUCCUGAAAACGCAAUUAUAGAAGAUGGAAAAGUUGUGACUACGCCUGAGCAUAUGGACUCCGACUUUUUAACAUUGCUUCAUAUCUUUAAUUAUGAUGGUCUCGAAGUUCUUAAUUUGGACGGUAAAUGGAUAGCUGUCCCACCUAGGCCAAACAGUUUAAUUAUGAACAUAGGUGUAACGUUCUCACGGAUGAUGGCUGGACGUUUUAAAGCAACCAGACAUCGGGUUUUAGAUAUCGGGAUAGAUAGAUUUUCAGUUCCAUUCUUCUUAUCUCCAUCUUUUGACAGUGAUAUAGGAGUCAAUUUCAUGUCUAAGUUCACCUCAAAUGGACCCGAACAUGUUCCUGAAAAAUUCGGUCCAUGGCUCCUUCAUCGGAUCAAACACGAAAUUAAAUAUUUUGAAUAUAGAGACUUGCCUGAAAUAGAAGAUUAAAUAUUGCAAACGAAACAUGUACAAAAACCUUUAGCAACUAUAAAUUAGAAAUAUAAAAAAUCGGCUAUGUAUUAUUUGCUCAAAUUUACUAAUUACCAACUAAACUCUGAGAUAAAUUAGUCAAAAUAAAGGCAAAAAUGGGAUAAGAAUA